AUGAAAUUAGAUUUCGUUCACUACCAUGAGAACGCGGUUAUACCGCAAAAUAUUUUGGUAUCCUUACCUUUGAAAUUAGAGGACGACGAUUUGUUAUUGACUUCCAACACUGCGGCGGCUUGGAAGAACGCAUCAAAAGAGGUACGAGAGGAAUGUCAAAAAUUAGCUCUCAUAGCUAAGAUGAAGCACGAGGAAGUUUAUGGAUCACCUCCUCGACAAACACGAAGAAGACUGAAGACGUCUGCCCAUAAUACGAAUUUAAAUGCAUUAUUUUAUUUUGAUGAUUUGAUGCAAAAUAUUCCGUAUUAUAUGACAUUCCCACCAUCAGAAAGUGAACUUGGAGAACCACAAAUUUAA
Molecule: messenger RNA, 357 nt
Organism: Rhizophagus irregularis DAOM 181602=DAOM 197198
Lineage: Eukaryota; Fungi; Glomeromycota; Glomeromycetes; Glomerales; Glomeraceae
Source: RefSeq, a predicted model, not a curated record